AUGAAUUCAUCGAAAAUACCGGGUGCAAAAGUCGGACGUUUCCAAGGCCUUCGACGCCGGCUAUUUUCAGAGUCAAGCGUGGACAAGGAAUAUUUCAAAAAAAACAUCGAGCAACAGCCCGUCGAAGAUAUCACCCUUAACAUAUUUUAUCAGUCGCGUUCAAUAACUAUUCUGAUUGUCAUAGUUGCCGCAUUAACAUGGGUUGCGUUCACGAGGCAAGUUAGUAGCAAAUGUCGACAUAAUUUAAUAUUAUAUUUAAGAUCUACGGGUUAUCCCUUAGAGGAUGAUUUAUUCCACGGCGCGCUGUGUGUUAUCACAGUAUUUUUGAUUAUAUCAGUAAUGAUCAUGCCAAAUGGACCGUUCACGCGACCCCACCCUUUGGUCUGGCGUGUGGUAUUUGGCGCAAGUCUCCUGUAUUUCCUCAGCAUUGUGUUUGUUUUGUUUCUGCGACUGGAAGACGCCCGCAAGAUACUAUUUUAUUUGGAUCCUGCCCUACGAAAAAUGCGACAUUGCGACAUCCUAGACAAGGAGUAUGCGGUCAAUUGUAGUCAGGUAAGGCAACCUGUCUUAUUUCUGUUCAUAUUCUCUUCCAACAUUUUCAUGUUCAUCACGGUUCUAUCAGCACCUGCAAAAUAUUUCGAGAAUUCCCCGGGGUUUGUAUGGAGACCAACGAUCGAACGUGUGAUCAAAUUCCAGACUGUUAGAAAUGACAGAAGGCCCCAGAAUGAGGGAUUUACUGAGACAGAACCCUGA
Dibothriocephalus latus is the source of this 753-nucleotide messenger RNA. The record is from the annotation of a GenBank genome assembly. NCBI's taxonomy places the organism in Eukaryota, Metazoa, Platyhelminthes, Cestoda, Diphyllobothriidea, Diphyllobothriidae.